AUGAGUUCUAUUGAUGAUGACAAUAUCUUCAUCGAGCAAGAAGAGCCUACUGAAGAGGAUGUUUUAAAAUAUGCAGAAUUUCUUGGUAUUGAUCCUGUGCUGGAAAAGGAGUUAAUACCAAUCGCUUUGGAGGGAAUAAAAGCUCCCUUACCUGAUGGAUGGAGACCUUGUCAGUCCGAUGGUCAACUUUAUUACUUUAAUUUUAAUUCAGGAGAAUCAAUAUGGGAUCAUCCACUUGAUGCCUAUUAUAAGGAAAAAGUGGCAAAGGAAAGGGAAAAAUUGAAAAAGGAAAAAAAGAAGAAAAAGAAGAAAAUUACAACAACAAAACUUGAUCCGCUCAAUUCUUUACGAUCAUCAGAUGAAAUACCUUCUCUUACUAAUAUGACUACUUUGUCUUCUUCAUCAUCUGUAAAGAAGCUUAGAGAAUCAAGUUCUUCAUCUCCGCAAAACAAUGAAGAGCUUAUCAAAUUACAAGACAAAAUAAGGUCUCUAGAUCAACAACUUGAAUUAUCAAACAGGGAAAGGAUUGAACUUCAGAAAAAGAUAAUACACUUGAAUAAUGAGAAUGAAAAACUAGAAAAUGAUCUUAGAGAGAAUAAGAAUAAGAUGGAAGUUGAGUACAGGAACAAAAUAACUCAGCUUCAAACCGAAAAAGAUAUCAUGGAAAAGAAACACAAGCAAACUCUCCAAGAUACAUUUAUUGAAAAUAGGAAACAAAUAGCAUUAGCAAGACAAGAAGCAGAUGAAAUGUUUGAGGAAAAUGCUAGAUUGAAGAAAAAUCAAGCACAAACUGAAGCAAAGACGUUUAAGGCUAUCGAGUGUCAAACUGAUAAAAUUGAUACUAAGGUCCUUGUUGAGAAGAUUGUAGAGAAAAUUGUAGAGAAACCAGUCGAGAAAAUUGUAGAAAAGAUAGUCGAGAAGGUUGUCGAAAAACCUGUUGAGAAAAUUAUAGAGAAAAUUGUAGAGAAACCAGUCGAGAAGAUUGUUGAAAAAGUAGUCGAAAAGAUUGUUGAAAAACCUAAGAUAGUUGAAAAGAUUGUGGAAGUUGAGAGAAAGAAGACUUCUCUCUCCAAAACAACUCAAACUGAAAUACAAACAAUAUCAAGUCUCUGUCAAACAGAUGGAGUCAAAACCACAUCUGAUGGUGUGAACACAAUAACCAAAACAUUCAAAGAUAUGCUUGCUCAAACAAGUGAACCUAGACAAAUUACCCCUAAGAAAGUUGUAACUAUUGACCAGUCACAACAGACAACAGAAAAAACAACUAGAGAUGAAUGUCUCCAAGCAGACAUUCAAUUACCUGCAAAUAAGCAUGUAGAAAUAGAGACAAUAACUUUGUCUCCAAUACCAGUCCAACAGGGCCCAAAAAGUCCUGUUCUAGCAACACCUCUUAAACCAAUUUUGGUUAAAACUAAGAAACCUAAGCAAUCUAACAAGUAUGAAAGCCCAAGUCCUCUUUCUAUAUCUGAUUUGGACAAGGAAAAUACCCCUCCAAGACAAUUAGCUAAACAAAACACUGAAUUCCUUCUGUAUAAGGAAAAAACUGAAAAGAAGAUUAGUGAAGAAAAGCUUAAAUUAAAGAAGGCAAAAGAAUUCUGCUCUCAAGAAAAAGAAACGAUUAGAGCAAGACAAGAAAUGUUGGAACAAGCCAGAGAGGAAUGGAAGACUGAUAUGUUGAAUACAAGCAUCAUUAAGGAUGGAUCCCAGCAUAACAUGAAUAAGAUAUUGAAGAGUGUUAAACAACAUUUGGAAAAGCAAGCUCACAGCUUGAAUAAUGAUGUCAAGAGAGUGAAUGAAAUUCAAAACCUGAUUGCUUUAAGAAAGAAGAAAAUCAAAGUACUGGAAGAUAGUAUUAUUGAUCAGAGCCAUUUUGAAUCAUAUAUUUCUGCAGAUCCUGAUUCCCCUAAUAGUCUAUCUACCAGUAGCAGCAGUGAUUCUGACACAAACAAGUCUCACCUUGCCAAGAUAUUGAACAGAAUUGAGGAAGACCUUGCCCUUCUCCAUAAAAAGAUUGAGCUCCAAAACAAACCACCUGUUGAUGAAAACUACAAGGCCUACAAGAAAAUAUUCCCAGAACUUGAUCAAACUAAUCUAGAUGAAACAUCUCAAUCUUACCAAAUGAUUUCAACAAAAUGGCAUAAUUAUUUCAAACAAACUGAGAAGAGAAGAAAGAUCCUACAAGGAAAAAUUAAUGCAUUCCAGAAUCAGUUAGACAAGUGGAUAUCUGAAAGAGAUCACAAAAGGGACAUGUUUUUAAAGCAUGGAAACUGGUUGUUGUCUCUAAAACAUGAACUCACUUAG
Naegleria gruberi is the source of this 2301-nucleotide messenger RNA. RefSeq lists its product as uncharacterized. The record is from RefSeq and is a predicted model, not a curated record. Lineage: Eukaryota; Heterolobosea; Eutetramitea; Acrasida; Naegleriidae. Gene Ontology annotation, molecular function: protein binding. The transcript has a single exon. The coding region runs from base 1 to 2301 and encodes 766 amino acids.